UGAGCAGGGAAGGCUGGGGGUGGGGGGGAAGCAGCCCUGCCUUUAGAAGCAUCACAAUGAGCUGAGACUGCCUCUAGCUCUAAGCUCCAAGUAGCCCCAGCUGUGCUUGAGUGAGGAGGACAAGAUCCUUGGGAUGGGAGAGAAAUACUCAACGAGGAGGCAACGGGGACCUCUGUGGCCUGCAGAUGACUGAUCCUCAUAUUCCUUGCCUGGAGUCUGAGCCCAGACCCCUCCAAGCCACUGGCUCCAAAUGGACUGAGAGGUCAGGAGAGAAGGUGGAAGGCUAGCAAGCUCAAAAUACUGCAGGACUCCUUUCAGGAAGAGGGCAGAAUCUAAGGCCCCAAGAGGAUAAAAGACUCCAGACUGCCCUUUCACCUCAGUACCAGGGCAUGCCCCAGAGGGAGCUAGUAGGUCAAAGCCACGAGAGCUGAGGGGGCUCAAGACCACCCAAAUUGUCUUCCUGCCUUCUGAAGACUGCACCAGGCCCAAGAGGAUGUCUGAAACGGAGCUGGAGGCCGAAGCGGAGGAUGGGGUAUCCGACACUUCACCCAUGCUGCCUGGGCCCCGCUCCCUCCGCCUGAAAGUCCCCCAUCUUCGCCCAGAACCCCUGGGUCCUGCCGGGCGCUGCCUCUGGGCGCUGAUGCUGGCCACUGCCAAUCUGACACUCCUUCUUCUCCAUCUGCUGCUGCCUCUCGCUGUCUUCUCUGUGGCCCUGCUGCCAUCGGCUGCUGUGGUCUACGUGGGCUUCCACUGUCACUCCAGGGUGCUGCGCUCGGACUCACGGCCCUGCCGGGCCCUGCUGGAUGACCGCAGCUCGUCGGCGCUCAUUGUCCUGGGCUUCCUGACGCUGCCCCCGCUGCUGGUGCUGGCCUCGGCCGCGUACAGUCGCCUGAUCAGCCGCCUGUGCCCGCUGCUGCCGCUACCGCUGCCGCCCCCGCCCUGGGCGGCGGCCUAUGCCCGAAGCUCCUCACCUAAGCCCCCUAGAAGCUGCCUGGACCCCCAGGGCAGGGGGGAGGGGGACCGGCAAGCCCUGGAGUGGGUGUGAUCGAAGAGCCGCAGUAGGAAGUCCCAGAGCCCUCUGGGUUUCUGAAUGCCCACACUGCGGGUGCCCUGGGCACAGGUGCCCCAGCUGCCUACAGAAAGCCAUCUCUCAUUCUCCACUCCCAGAGGCCCCCUCUUCCCAUCUCAGCUCAAACCCUAUGCCCUGUUACUCAGAACUCCAGGGGUCCUGCACCUCCCUGUUCUGAGGGCGGAGUCUAGAACCCCUCUUUUUUGGAAGGGAAGAUGAGUUCAUAAUCCAGGCCUUCUCUUCGCCAGAAGACCCAGGGGCAAACCUUCAGUCUCAAUCCAAAUGUUGUCUGCAGAAAACCCUAGUUUUCUACCACCUCUCCUCAGGGGACCCAAAGCCCCCACUUCCCAGAAAAGUGCCACACUCUUGGGACUCAGGAGGUCCAACAGCCCUUCCAGGAGAGACUCAAUUACUGAUGACCUUGCUCCCAGGUCCCGCAUCAUUUCGUUCCCCACAACCUCAAAGCCACCUCUUCCCCCUUGGGUUUCCCAGACCAUGGCUGCCUGAGCGGACACCCAAAGUUUCUCCAUCCCUGCCCACUCAGCCCCAGAUUCAGCCCUUCCAGCCCAGCUGCCAUCUCUCCCCCCAGAGUUCCUGAUCCCCCGGCAUUUGGUUCAGGAGCCAAGUUUGAGACAUGGGUCCCAUGCCAUGCCGGACCUGGCCCAGAAACGCCAAUGAAGCCUCUUUGUCCUUCAAGAACCCUUCCUGCCACAGCACCCACCCCAGCCUGUUGUCUAUUAUGAGAGCCAAUGAAAUAGAGCCUUGUGUUCUGGGGUGAGGGCAGGGAAUGGCAAGAACUGUACUAGGUGUCUGGGCCUCCCCAAGUUACUGGAUUGGUGGGCAAGGAUGGAGGGAAAGAAGCAGGAUGUAGGUAGUCAUCCUCCCUUGCCUUUCUCCAAAGUCUCCAUCCCAUCCCACGGCCCCAUCUCAAAUACAGAAGGAAGGAUUCAAAUGGGACUUUGCUGAUUCCCCUUCUCCCAACCCCCAGCUCAGGCUCUAGUGCUCACUCUUUCCUCAAAUAGCAUUUUAUGCAUCUCUGAACUAUAAAAUGGAAGCUUCCCAAAGGCAGGGAUUUGAUUGCUUCUUAUCUCAUUAUUCCUGUGAUAUCUACAAACUACUUAGCACAGUGCGUCCUUCCUAGUAAAUUAGGGGGAAAGGGAAAAGGCAAAAAGCAUUUAUCUAAUGCUAUGUACCACAUACUCUGGGGUGUCUGGGUAUUCCAGGAGGACUAGCUCCUCCCAUGUGAGGGAUGGCUGAGCACUUUUCAAGGCUGCUCAUCCAUCUUUGGGGUCCCCGUCAUUCCCCCAAUUCUCUCCCAAAGCUCCAAGAUAAGCUGUCUUGGCCCAUGAACUGAACCAAGUUGAGAGUAACCAAUGGGUUACAAAACCAUCAGUGAGUUAAGGGAAUGUCUAUCCCAAGCAUGUGAAGACUUCCCUUGUCAGACUGGGUGAAUGAGAACAAUUUGUUCCAAAAGCAGCUGAGGCAGGCUCCGUGGAGUACUUAGAGCUUGGUCAGAGAGAGAAGGCGAGGUCAUCCACCGAAAGGCUGGGCCAUCGGCAGACAUCUUGACUUUUGUCUUACCCAUGAAUUUCUUUCUUUUCUUUUCUUUUUUUAACUGAAGUUCUUUAUUUUCA
This is a messenger RNA of Sarcophilus harrisii (Tasmanian devil), 2703 nucleotides long. RefSeq names its product transmembrane protein 88B (gene TMEM278). Gene Ontology annotation, molecular function: PDZ domain binding. The coding region runs from base 494 to 1045 and encodes 183 amino acids. The transcript is spliced from 2 exons. Gene Ontology annotation, cellular component: plasma membrane. Gene Ontology annotation, biological process: negative regulation of canonical Wnt signaling pathway. NCBI's taxonomy places the organism in Eukaryota, Metazoa, Chordata, Mammalia, Dasyuromorphia, Dasyuridae. The record is from RefSeq and is a predicted model, not a curated record.